AUUUACACGGGGAAAACAUGGCUGCCUCCAUGUGAUACAAGUAACUUUGCAUUUGACAUUGAGUAUGUUUUAUUUCGAAACUCAGAUUCCUAUUGUCAUUGAUUUGCGAGAGUCAGUAUGACGUCAAGACUAAGAAACAUCAUAGCAGAGAAUUUUAGGCGCCCACAGAAAGGCCUAGUGGGGAAUUUUGUUUCGAAGUUUGUGUUUGACAAGAACAACGUGUACCUGGAGCAGAACGCUGCCCGACUGAGUCGCAUUCAGCCACAUCACAGAGUGCUGGAGGUUGGGUUCGGAACCGGACAUGGUUUGCAGGAGGCCUACGAGUAUGUCAAAGAUGGCACAGGGAUGAUAUAUGGCAUUGAGUAUUCUGAACUGAUGCUGAAGAAGGCAAGUCGUCGGAUGAAGCAGGAGAUUCAGCACGGGAAGGUCGACCUGUGCAUGGGCUCUGUGAGCCAGCUGCCUUACAACACCGACAUGUUUGACAGCGUCUUCCACUGCAACAGCUACUACUUCUGGCCCGACCUGAAGGUCGCCAGUCAGGAGCUCUAUCGAGUGAUGAAGCCGGGGUCAACAAUGGUGACGACCAUUAACCUUGACAGGAUCCGUAGGGCACAGAGUAAAGGAUUCAUGAAAUAUGGUUCCCCGGAUCCCGUGAGGUUCAUGUGGAUGCUGGAAGAAAGUGGUUUUGAGGAUGUUAAGCUGGAGUACUUGUCAGAUGGAGACAAAAAAUUUGAGGCCAUAUUUGCCCGAAUUCAUGAGAAACCUGCUUAUGAUGAAGACUUUGAAGAGGAAGUUGCAGAGUUUGGCGAUUUACAAGAUGAAGCCAAGCCGUAUUUUGCUGACAAGGUGAAAGGACAGCUUGAACCUUCUGUGUCAUGACCUUUGUUUGGGUGAAAAGGUCAAGGAUAUUCGAGUGAUAAAGAUUAACUCAAUUUUGAAUGAAGAUGCUUUCUGAGUAGACAAUAAUGUAUGGUGAUUGCAAAUGAGGUACUUGGCUUUAUGUUUCAAUAACAUGGUUAGAUAUUUGUCAGCCACAAAUACACCUGCCUCUCUUCAACCUGGUCCACGUCAUGGCCAAAUGAAUCAAUGGCCUUUCAGUUGAGGAGACAACUUGUACUUACAGACAUUGGAGAAUGUAUUGUGACAUUGUGCAUCUAUUGCUGUAUAUAUGUCGGACUCGACCUAUGCCAGGUCACUGUUCUUGGCCGACUUUUUAUGACAAAUGACAUUUAAAAGAUACGCAUGACAUCUUUCCUCAAUGGUCUGGCUCCAGUUCCAGGGAAGAUCUAGAUGCUGUAACUGGUGCCCUGUGUGAUACCAAGACAUAGCCUCUGUGUAUUAGGGUAGUAAUCAUCUGCUAGAAUGCUUUCAUCAUAAAAUCUGUCUUAGCAGACGGUGAGUUUUUAUCAGUGCAAA
Molecule: messenger RNA, 1416 nt
Organism: Haliotis rufescens (red abalone)
Lineage: Eukaryota; Metazoa; Mollusca; Gastropoda; Lepetellida; Haliotidae
Exons: 4
Coding region: 118-879 (253 amino acids)
Biological process (GO): sterol biosynthetic process
Cellular component (GO): endoplasmic reticulum
Molecular function (GO): sterol 24-C-methyltransferase activity
Source: RefSeq, a predicted model, not a curated record